AUGUCGAACUUGAGUGUUAUAUAUGACUUUGAUCAACAUUGGGGACUUUCUCGAAGUUCAUCAGUUGUGCAGAGAGCAAACAGUGAGCUCCGUUUGAAUAGUGACGAUGAUGUUAGGACUUUCUUGAGGAACAAUACACGUAAAGUUAGCACUUCUGAUGACGUUCCAGAAAAUCCUCCACGUCUUCCACCUAAGCCACAGGCGUAUAGCUCAGCGCAUCUACGUGAAUCAGCAGGUUAUAUUUUAGAGCCAACAAAAGCUCCAUACAACAAAACAGUGAAAAAUUCUAAAGUUGAGCAAACAAAAUGGUCAUUGAACCAACCUCCUUCCGUUACAGACAUUUCUUUACAUACUCCACCACUUCAAAAUGAAUCUCCUCGGAAGAAGUUUGAUAGUGAUGACAGAAAUCAUUCGCUAAGCAAAGAAGAAAGCAAAACUGUGAAAGAAUGUGAAAUGUCUGUGUCUGUUAAGAAAGACCAUCUUGACUAUAUUCAACGCAGUAACUUCCUGAAAGAAAUAAAGAAUAUAUACCCUCGGUUGGGCAGCGUUUCUUUGACGGAAAACAAUCAGAAAAUUAGUUUCAUAGGGUCUAAAGAGGAUGUUAUAAAUGCUGAACAACAGUACAACAAAUUUGUCAAAACGAUUAGGGUGACUUGUCUUACUCUUUGUCAAGAAAUGAUUACAUUUUUGACGAAAAAAGCAGGAUUGAAAUUUUUUGAAAGUUGUUUAUCUCAAGAAAACAUACUGGCCGUGCUAUUUGUGGAGUCUGAAUCUAUUGUAAAGGUGGUAGUGCAAUCAGGAGAUUUUGACGCAGUGAUAAAAUGUUUAGGAAAUAACAUUCUGAAGAAAGAGAUAUCAUUGCCACUAGACGACAAGCACAUUUGGAAUUCGAGAUGGUUUGAAAUACUCGAGGCAAUUAAAUCGGAAGACACAAUCGAUUAUUAUACAAAUCCUGGCUCUGUAAAAGGUUGCAUCUUUCUUUAUGGCGCUGCACCUCUUGUUGAGAAAUAUAGCAAUGAUAUUAGAAGUUUUUUUGAAAGAUUCCAAGUUAUAGUUCAUUCUGUUGAUGUUGAUGGCGAGAUAGCUCGUUUUUUGAAAGAAAAACUAAAGAAGGAAUUUGAGAAUAUUGAAGAUUCACUUAAAGAUGAGCAUGUUAAUAUUGAAAUCCAUUCAGGAUCCCUAAAAUACACUGGCACAAAACAUGGAAUUGAAGAGGCAAAGGCACGAGUAAUGAAGUUAAAGAAUAAAAUAAAGACUAAAACAAAAUCGUUCUCUUUCGUCGGAGCUCUUGAUUUAUUCUUUAAUGAUCAUGGUCUGAGAUACUUGAAAGGUAUUGAGGUAGAAACAAAUGCCAAAAUUGAGAUAAUGGAUAGCUACCAAGAGAACCAGGAACGUGGUAUUGUUCCAAGAAAUAAUGUAGAACCUUAUGAUGAAUGCAACUUUACGACGAAAGAAGGUCUAAACGUUUCGUGGAAAUAUGGUAACCUGGUCAAAGAAUGUGCUGAUAUUUUAGUCAACUCAGCCCUCCCAAAUCUGAGCCAGCAAACAGAGCUAGGUCGUGUAUUAAGUGAUAUUGCAGGACCUUCGUAUAUCGCUGAGUGUCGUCAACAAUCUCGUUUGAAAGAAGGCGAUAUAGCUAUCACAAAAGGGGGAAAUCUUUCAUGCAACUAUGUCAUUCAUGCCGUUUUAUGUGAUUGGAUAAUUGGAGGAAACUCUGAAGAAAUGUUACGUGGACUUUUGUCAAAAAUUCUUCAGGAAUGCAAUCGUCUUAAUGCCAAAUCCUUGGCGAUGCCUUUUUUGGGAACUGGCAAACACAAUUUUCCCAAAAAUGUUGUUUUGCGUAUCAUGAAAGAAGAGUUCAAAAAAUUCAGUUCUACGUUCCUACAAAGCUCAAUGAAAGAAAUCAAGUUGGUGAUGUAUGAUCCACGACAAAAAAACACGAUGAGGACACGACAAACGAACUUAAGCCACGCUAUUUCAACCAACGGCAAGGGAGACUUUGUACCUUUUGUGUUUGGCUUUGGCAAGGAGUCUAUAACGAUUCGGGUUUUUGGCCUUUCGCAUGAGGAAAUCUCAUCUGCUUUACAAAAACUCGACGAGUUUAUCAAUUACAAUAUUACAACAAAGAAAGUGAAGGAUAGAAAUCUUUACGAUGUUGUCCAAAAAUAUAGAAAUGAAAUAAAAAGGAUUGCAAUUGAUGCUCGCUUGAGAAUGGAAUGUGAGGAUGAACAGACGAUUCGCAUGACUGGUUUGCGCAGCAACGUUGACGAAUCAAGCACAGUACUCAAAGAGCUCAUUAACAAGUUUACUGAAGAGGAGAAAAGACUUAAACAACUGAAAUACCUGUCUGAAAAUUUUCAAUGGAGUUACCAUGAUGUACAUGAUAAUGUUAUCCUUUACAAUAAAGAGUUGAGCAGUAUACUCGAGAUUGCUCACAUGAAUGGUGAACAAACUACAGAGUUUACAGAAUCAGAUGGACAAGUCUUCAAUGUCGAUUUCGCACAAAUGAAAGCUAUCAAUAGAAGAACGGGUGAAAAAAAGACAUUGUUGAGGAAGAUGAUCGCGGAUGUUUCACUUCCAUCAAAUUGGUCACCGCCAUGUACACCAAAUCAAGUUGUUCAUCUUGCCAGAGUAGUACAAUCCUCUCCUGAAUACUUGGAGAUAAAAAAUUAUUUCGUAGCUCAUGGAGGAAGAGCUGAUCAAAUCGACAUGAUUGAAAGGAUACAGAACCCCGGUCUUUAUUGUCUGUACCAGGCCUUUAAGAAGAACAUGCAUGGUGCUGUAAAUGAAAUGCGUCUUUUUCACGGCACUAAUCCAAACAAUGUUCUAUCAAUAUACACAAAUAACUUCAGCCGUAGCUUUGCUGGAUUAAAUGGAGUAUCGUAUGGAAAAGGAGUGUAUUUUGCAAGAAAUGCAUCAUAUUCUCUCAGGUACUCCCUUGAUCAGUGUCCUGAAUCACGAGCAAAGAUGUUCAUCGCCAAAGUUCUUGUUGGAAGUUACACAUUGGGUCAGAGAGGACUAAAGGCACCGCCAUCGAGAAAUGAUCCAAGUAAUCCAGGUCUAGUUUAUGAUUCUGUAGUGGAUAAUCAGAGAAACCCAACAAUAUUCGUCAUUUUCCAAGAUAACCAGUGCUAUCCCGAGUAUCUUAUAACAUUAAAUAAACAACAUAGCAAUUCAAUGAUAUAG
Messenger RNA from Xenia sp. Carnegie-2017, 3186 nucleotides. Its product is annotated as protein mono-ADP-ribosyltransferase PARP14-like. Bases 1 to 3186 code for a protein of 1061 amino acids. NCBI's taxonomy places the organism in Eukaryota, Metazoa, Cnidaria, Anthozoa, Malacalcyonacea, Xeniidae. Gene Ontology annotation, molecular function: transcription corepressor activity; NAD+ poly-ADP-ribosyltransferase activity. The record is from RefSeq and is a predicted model, not a curated record. The transcript has 9 exons. Gene Ontology annotation, cellular component: nucleus; cytoplasm. Gene Ontology annotation, biological process: negative regulation of gene expression.